This is a messenger RNA of Miniopterus natalensis, 5473 nucleotides long. RefSeq names its product NPC intracellular cholesterol transporter 1 (gene NPC1). Gene Ontology annotation, molecular function: lipid carrier activity; cholesterol binding. Lineage: Eukaryota; Metazoa; Chordata; Mammalia; Chiroptera; Miniopteridae. The record is from RefSeq and is a predicted model, not a curated record. Gene Ontology annotation, cellular component: plasma membrane. Gene Ontology annotation, biological process: intestinal cholesterol absorption; cholesterol homeostasis; sterol transport.
UGGUUUUGUUCUUUAUGUUAGUCGUGAUGUGCUAUUAAUUAACCUGAACACCUAUGUAAAUGUUCUUUCAUUAUUUAGAGCUCGUAGUUCCUUGUUCAGGUGUGCAAAAGCAGUGCCUUAGUAAUCGCAAACUCACUUGCUGUCUUGCUGUCUCUCCUCAGUGCGGAUUCUUAGUGACUCUUAUAUGGAACUGUUUUUCUCUUAUGUACCAGUAAACCGGCAGGAAGUAGAAGUCAUGGAAAUAAGUAGUUUCUGUUACCUACUUCACUGACUUACUUGACAAGUUUUUUGGGGGAAGGAGGCAUUUGGUCUACUUUAAUUAAUAUUUUUCAAAAUGUUAAACUAACCAUUGCUUCUUGCUCUUACCUCAUUUUGCAGGUAGUAUUGGAAGGUUCUGUAAUGGUGCUUGAGUGGGUGAUUUAUGCUGUGGAAAUUUGUUUUACUCUUCAGGCCCUUGUGAACUGAGUUUUGUGUUGACUUUCUGCAGGUGUUUUCACAGUCCUGUGUUUGGUAUGGCGAGUGCGGAAUUGCAUCUGGAGAUAAGAGGUAUAAUUGCAGAUAUUCUGGGUUACCAAGAGCACUGCCAAAGGACGGAUAUGACUUAGUGCAGGAACUCUGUCCAGGAUUCUUCUUCGACAACGUCAGCCUUUGCUGUGAUGUUCAGCAGCUUCAGACACUGAAAGACAACCUGCAGCUGCCUCUGCAGUUUCUGUCCAGAUGUCCAUCCUGUUUUUAUAACCUAAUGAACCUAUUUUGUGAGCUGACAUGUAGCCCUCGACAAAGUCAGUUUCUGAAUGUUACAGAAACUGAAGAUUAUGUUGAUCCUGUUACAAACCUGACGAAAACAAACGUAAAAGAAUUACAGUAUUAUGUUGGAGAGAGUUUUGCCAAUGCGAUGUACAAUGCCUGCAGGGAUGUGGAGGCCCCCUCCAGUAAUGACAAAGCCCUGGGGCUCCUGUGUGGGAAGGAGGCCGAAGCCUGCAAUGCCACCAACUGGAUCGAGUACAUGUUCAACAAGGACAACGGCCAGGCACCAUUCACCAUCAUACCCAUUUUUUCAGAUCUCCCAGCCCAUGGGAUGGAGCCCAUGAACAAUGCCACGAAGGACUGUGCCGAGUCUGUGGAUGAGGUCACUGGGCCCUGCAGCUGCCAAGACUGCUCCGCCGUUUGUGGCCCCAAGCCCCAGCCGCCACCCCCUCCUAUUCCCUGGAGAAUCUUUGGCUUGGACGCCAUGUAUGUCAUCAUGUGGACCACCUACAUGGCCUUUUUGCUCCUGUUUUUUGGAGCAUUUUUUGCCAUGUGGUGCUAUAGAAAAUGGUAUUUUGUCUCCGAGUACACCCCCAUUGAUAGCAGCAAUAUAGCUUUCCCUAUAAAUGCCAGUGACAAAGGGGAGGCAUCCUGCUGCGACCAGCUUGGUGCAGCAUUCGAGGGCUGUUUGAGGCAGCUCUUCACACAGUGGGGCUCCUUCUGUGUCCGAAACCCCGGCUGUGUCAUUUUCUUCUCCCUGGCCUUCAUUGCUGCGUGUUCUUCAGGCCUGGUGUUUGUCCAAGUCACAACCAAUCCAGUCGACCUCUGGUCAGCCCCCAGCAGCCAGGCGCGCCUGGAGAAAGAGUACUUUGAUACCCACUUUGGGCCUUUCUUCCGCACGGAGCAGCUCAUCAUCCAGGCCCCCUACACCAACACAAGCACUUACGAGCCGUACCCCUCAGGAUCUGACGUGCCCUUUGGACCUCCUCUUGACAUAGAGAUUUUGCACCAGGUUCUUGACUUACAAAUAGCCAUCGAAAACCUUACUGCGUCUUACAACAAUGAGACCGUGACACUUCAAGACAUCUGUUUGGCCCCUCUCUCGCCAUAUAACAAGAACUGCACCAUUAUGAGUGUGUUAAAUUACUUCCAGAACAGCCACUCCGUGCUGGACCACAAAAUAGGGGACGACUUCUAUGUGUAUGCGGAUUACCACACGCACUUUCUGUACUGUGUACGGGCUCCUGCCUCUCUGAAUGAUACCAGCUUGCUCCACGAUCCUUGUCUGGGGACGUUUGGUGGACCAGUGUUCCCGUGGCUUGUGUUAGGAGGCUAUGAUGAUCAAAACUACAAUAACGCCACAGCCCUUGUGAUUACCUUUCCUGUCAAUAAUUACUAUAAUGAUACUGAGAAGCUCCAGAGGGCCCAGGCCUGGGAAAGAGAGUUUAUUAAUUUAGUAAAAAACUACAAGAAUCCAAAUCUCACCAUUUCUUUCAUUGCUGAACGAAGCAUCGAAGACGAACUGAAUCGUGAAAGUAACAGUGAUAUCUUCACUGUUGUGAUCAGCUAUGCCGUCAUGUUUCUCUAUAUUUCCAUAGCCUUGGGGCACAUCAAAAGCUGUAGCCGGCUUCUGGUGGAUUCUAAAAUCUCCCUCGGCAUCGCAGGUAUUCUCAUCGUGUUGAGCUCGGUGGCUUGCUCGUUGGGCAUCUUCAGCUACAUUGGGAUCCCCCUCACCCUCAUUGUGAUUGAAGUCAUCCCAUUCCUGGUGCUGGCUGUUGGGGUGGACAACAUCUUCAUUCUGGUCCAGACCUACCAGAGAGACGAACGUCUUCAAGGGGAAACCCUGGACCAGCAGCUGGGCAGGGUCCUUGGAGAAGUGGCUCCUAGUAUGUUCCUGUCAUCCUUUUCAGAGACGGUAGCAUUUUUCUUAGGAGCCUUGUCAGUGAUGCCCGCGGUCCACACUUUCUCUCUCUUUGCCGGGAUGGCGGUCCUCAUUGACUUCCUUCUUCAGAUUACCUGUUUUGUGAGUCUCUUGGGGUUAGACAUUAAGCGUCAAGAGAAAAACCGGCUGGACAUCCUUUGCUGUGUCAGAGGGACCGACGAUGGAACAGACACCCAGGCCUCAGAGAGCCGCUUGUUUCGCUUCUUCAGAAACUCCUAUUCUCCACUUCUGCUUAAGGACUGGAUGCGACCGAUUGUGAUAGCAGUAUUUGUGGGUGUUUUGUCAUUCAGUAUCGCUGUCCUGAACAAAGUAGAAAUUGGAUUGGAUCAGUCUCUUUCAAUGCCAGAAGACUCCUACGUGAUGGAUUAUUUCAAGUCCCUUAGUCAGUACCUGCACGCGGGCCCGCCUGUCUACUUCGUGCUGGAGGAAGGACACAACUAUACUUCUCUGAAGGGGCAGAACAUGGUGUGCGGGGGCAUGGGCUGUAACAACGACUCCCUGGUGCAGCAGAUAUUCAACGCGGCUGAGCUGGACAAGUAUACCCGAAUAGGCUUUGCUCCCUCAUCCUGGAUCGACGAUUACUUUGACUGGAUUAAGCCGCAGUCUUCCUGCUGUAGAGUCCACAAUAGCUCUGAGCUGUUCUGCAACGCUUCAGUGGCUGACCCUGCCUGCGUCCGCUGCAGGCCUCUGACUCCAGAGGGCAAACAGAGGCCUCAGGGUGGAGACUUCAUGAGAUUCCUGCCCAUGUUCCUUUCUGACAACCCAAACCCCAAGUGUGGCAAAGGGGGACAUGCUGCUUACGGGUCAGCAGUUAACAUCCUUGGCAAUGACACAGGAGUCGGAGCCACAUACUUCAUGACCUACCACACCGUGCUUCAAAACUCUGCUGACUUUAUUGAUGCCAUGAGAAAGGCGCGCCUCAUUGCUGAUAACAUCACCAAAACCAUGAGCCAGGAAGGAAGUAAUCACCGUGUGUUCCCGUACAGUGUAUUCUAUGUCUUCUACGAACAGUACCUGACCAUUAUUGAGGACACGAUCUUUAACCUCGGCGUGUCCCUGGGAGCCAUCUUUUUGGUGACUGUGGUUCUCCUGGGCUGUGAGCUGUGGUCUGCAGUGAUCAUGUGUGUCACCAUCGCCAUGAUCUUGGUCAACAUGUUUGGUGUCAUGUGGCUGUGGGGCAUCAGUCUGAAUGCAGUUUCCCUGGUCAACUUGGUUAUGAGCUGCGGCAUUUCCGUGGAGUUCUGUAGCCACAUAACAAGGGCGUUCACCGUGAGUGCGAAGGGAAGCCGCGUGCAACGAGCAGAAGAGGCGCUCUCCCACAUGGGCAGCUCGGUAUUCAGUGGAAUCACACUUACAAAAUUUGGAGGGAUUGUGGUGUUGGCCUUUGCAAAAUCUCAAAUUUUUCAGAUAUUUUACUUCAGGAUGUAUUUAGCUAUGGUCUUACUGGGAGCCGCUCAUGGACUGAUCUUCCUUCCUGUCUUACUCAGUUAUAUAGGACCAUCAAUAAAUAAAGCCAAAAGUUUGGCCACUCAAGAGCGAUACAGAGGCACAGAAAGAGAACAGCUCCUAAAUUUCUAACCCUUUACAGGGUUUGGGGACUUUGAACUGUGUCUGCGGGUCAGUCAGUUGACUUAUGGACAGUAGCUGCAUUGUCAGGCGAAGGUGAACACUGGAUGUUUCCAGAUGUCAGGUGAUCUAACAGCAACUGCUGUGGCCCAUAGCGCUUGUAAACUCAGGAAUGCAAAUCUGCCUUCUAGAGCAGUAUUACUAAACCUGAAGGCCACCAGGACACGGCAUCUUCCAGUUCUCCAGGAAUGAAAGCUGAUUGAUUCUUCAGCAAGCGGCAGGUUGACACAGGAUGGUUGUGGAUGUGAUCAGCUCACUGACACUUUUGAAGGCUGAUCAAUGCAAUGCUGCUCCUUUUUUUAGGAGUGAGCCACCACAGAUUCUAAACGGUAUUUUUAGUAACAUUUGAGGAUGUUGCAGAUACACUUUAUUAUAACAUUUUGUAGUUUAAAGAGCUUUAUUAAUGCAAUAAAUUAACUUUAUACACAUUUUUAUAUAUAUAAAAAAACUAGCGAGUGAUCUCAGAAUGUUGUAGGCCUCCUCAGAGCUUGGUCUCCAAAAACCUGUUUGAAAAAAGCAACAUGUUCUUCACAGUGUUCUCCUAAAGGGGCACAAAGAGAGGAAAAUGAGAGAACGGACAUGCAGCUCAUAGAUGUGUAUACUGGGUUUUAACUUAUUUUCUUUCAUAAAAUGCUUUGUUUUCCUAAGCUUUUGAAUUGUCCUAUUUUCACAGCUCAUGCCAUUGCAAAACUGGUCAGGGACCUUCACAACCCCUGGCAAACCCCCACCUGCCCCUAGACACAAGGAGAGAAGCUAACCUGUCAUGGUACUAAUUACCUGACACUACACUGAGCUAGAAAAAGUCGGUAGACCUGGAAUGAAGUUAUAUGUUCCUUCCCCAUCCUUAGAUUUCAGAACUCUGGACCUAAGAGUGAUUUGCCAAUGUUUCCUGCCUAACCCUGAAACAUUAAUAAGCCCCAGGCCAUUUUAAACCCUUAGCCACCAGUUCCUGUCCUGUUCUCAGUUCCUCAUAAAGGGAUAUUCCCACAGCAGCUGUCAGACAUAUGAGCUAUGUUCAGACCGCCUGACUCUGGCCCUCAGGAUGUUUCUCUUCCCCAAGCUUCAAGUUCCGAGCCUAAUUCAGACCCAUUAGCACACUGAGUUCACUUGGACUACAAGUAAUGGGCUAAGAGUUAGGCAGCUGUCAUGACUCUUUUU